GGUCAAGGUCAUAAUAUUUUAUUUUGUUUUCAAUAUUAAGCAAUUAUUCAUCAAUUUUAUUAUUGUACUGUAUGUAAUUAGUAAAUAUUUGUAAGCGUACAGUAACCUCUAUAAUUUUGCAGCUGACAGAUAACACAUCUUAGUAUUAUGUAAAUAAACAUUAAUUUGGAAGGUAUCAAACAGUGAUUCCUCCAUCAUGGAUCCCACUCCUGAAGCUUUACAAAGAAAGCUGUAUUUUUUACUGGAACAGCUGCAAGAUAUGGCACGUGAAUUACCUCCCAAAUACCAAAUGAGAGUACCAAUUGAAUUACUUUCUGGAUUAGCAAACUGCCUCCUUAAUGAAACAGUUUUUGAAAUAGUGAAAGGUCUUAUGGAAAUCCAGCAUGUAACAGAGAAACAUUUAUUCCAACAACGGCAACAAAUUAUCAACAAACACAAUAUGGAAAUUCAAACUAUGAUGAAUAAUACUCCUGCAGCAGAUCAGCAAAGUCUUCAGAAAGCAAUAUUAUUAUCAAGACAUAGGGAAGAGCUGAGACAAACUGAUAUGAAAUUAGUUCUCCAAUUAGACCAAAAAGUUAGUGACCAGCAAGUAACAUUAGAAAAGGCUGGUGUCCCAGGCUUUUUUGUAACCAAUAAGCCCAUAGAAGUUAAGGUACAAAUGUAUCUCCUUGAUUUUAUACUCAGACUAAGUAAUAUGGAAAUAUAGGAAAUAAAGAAAAUGUUAUUUA
Messenger RNA from Helicoverpa armigera (cotton bollworm), 728 nucleotides. RefSeq names its product gonadal protein gdl-like. Lineage: Eukaryota; Metazoa; Arthropoda; Insecta; Lepidoptera; Noctuidae. The record is from RefSeq and is a predicted model, not a curated record. The transcript has 4 exons. Bases 197 to 706 code for a protein of 169 amino acids.